AUGACGACGAUAUUCAGUCUGGACCUCGAGAUUAAUGAGAAAAAGCAGAAUGUGAAACAGAGAAAGGCAGAAACAAUAAUAACACCAACACCAUUAACAACAACAACAACACUAUCAACAACAACAACAACAGCAGCAGCAGUCGUCCAGGAGUUUGUGGUGGAGAAGAUCAUCCACCGAAGGGUCUUCAAUGGAAGAGUAGAGUACUAUCUGAAGUGGAAAGGAUUCACUGAUGCUGACAACACCUGGGAACCAGAGGACAACUUGGUCUGUCCUGAACUGAUAGAAGAGUUCCUGAGAAACCUCUGUUUGUCUGGAGAGAAUCAGGUUGAGGAAGAGAACCUACGGCCGGUGGAACCAGAGCUAGUCCCCAAAGAGGAACUGGCAGAACAGGAGACUGAGAUUCAGGUGUACAGCGAGCAGAGACAUAAUGACCUCCAGGAACCUGCUGACCAGGAUUCUCCUACUGCCCUCACGUGUCCCCUGGAUCCUGAACGCAUCAUCGGCUCCACAGACAGACACGGAGAACUCAUGUUCCUCAUCAAAUGGAAGAACCGUGACGAGGUGGCCCUGCUGUCAGCCAGGGAGGCCAGCGCCAGGUAUCCUGAGGUGGUUGUAGCCUUCUACGAGGACAAACUCACCUGGCACUCUGGGGACGAGGACCAGUAAAGGAUGUGUGUGUGUCGUAGAGUGUGUGUGUGCAUGUGAGUACACAAGUAUGGAUGUGAACUGACAAGCAUCUGUAGGCAUCUCAUAGGUUAAUUUCUCCUCCAGCGAACCAAGGUCCUCCUUGAGCUGACAUUAAAAGCACAGUGUGUGAAACGAUGUCCUGCUGCAGGUAGAUUGAGUCAUGGUGGCAGGUGUAAAAGCCCUCUACGGGGUCUUCCUGCUUCCUGUGGUGCUGGGUGAGGUCACAAUGCCUUUGGGGUGUAGUGCAGCGUGUGGUGGAGUUCAGAACCGUUCAUAGAGACGUCUGUCUCUCUCUGUGGCCCUGAUUGAGUUGAAACUAAUGACAUGAAGGCAGACAGCCGGUUCACACUGAUAGAUUCUCCCCUCAGUCUAUUGUACAACCUAACAACCCGAAGCUCUUUGUCAAAGCCUGACGAAGGGUGCGAGUAUCUCUGGAUUACUCGUGACUGGAUGUGUGUACACUACGUUUGAAGAGUUGAAACUAACCCUCAGCAUUCCUUUCCCAGUGUCUUCAUGUACUGCAGCAGACUGAAUCACUGUGGACACUGUGUUCUGUUUGACUACUGAUACUGUGGUCGUAGAACCCAUGUGAUUGUAUUGGAGUUUAGUACUAGAUUUAGUUUCUUGUAUCUUCUGCCUCCGGGGCACCUUGGCCACAAGGCUCUCCCUCCGGCUCUUCCACUGUGAGAUGUCUGUGGUUUUAUUAGGUAUAGUAAUAUUGUAGAGUAAUGGGUUCACUGUGAGAUGUCUGUGGUUUUAUUAGGUAUAGUAAUAUUGUAGAGUAAUGGGUUCACUGUGAGAUGUUUGUGGUUUUAUUAGGUAUAGUAAUAUUGUAGAGUAAUGGGUUCACUGUGAGAUGUCUGUGGUUUUAUUAGGUAUAGUAAUAUUGUAGAGUAAUGGGUUCACUGUGAGAUGUCUGUGGUUUUAUUAGGUAUAGUAAUAUUGUAGAGUAAUGGGUUCACUGUGAGAUGACUGUGGUUUUAUUAGGUAUAGUAAUAUUGUAGAGUAAUGGGUUCACUGUGAGAUGUCUGUGGUUUUAUUAGGUAUAGUAAUAUUGUCUCGUAUUGGGUUCACUGUGCAUUACACUCAAUAGAUAACUGGCCACCUAAUAUGAUAUCUGCACUUUUUACUUUUUGCCACAAUCCUUGAUAUUGUGCUUUGUGUGUGUGUGUGUGUGUGUGUGUGUGUGUGUGUGUGUGUGUGUGUGUGUGUGUGUGUGUGUGUGUGUGUGUGUGUGUGUGUGUGUGUGUGUGUGUGUGUGUGUGUGUGUGUGUGUGUGUGUGUGUGUGAUUCAAAGUUGAUAAAUGUGUUACAUUUAGUUU
Messenger RNA from Oncorhynchus gorbuscha (pink salmon), 2012 nucleotides. Its product is annotated as chromobox protein homolog 3-like. The transcript is spliced from 5 exons. The record is from RefSeq and is a predicted model, not a curated record. The coding region runs from base 1 to 669 and encodes 222 amino acids. Gene Ontology annotation, cellular component: pericentric heterochromatin; nucleus. Gene Ontology annotation, molecular function: chromatin binding. Gene Ontology annotation, biological process: negative regulation of transcription by RNA polymerase II; chromatin organization. NCBI's taxonomy places the organism in Eukaryota, Metazoa, Chordata, Actinopteri, Salmoniformes, Salmonidae.